CUUAAAGAAAAGACAAGAUAGGAUUACCCACCCUGUUUUAAAAGGUCAAUAGAGAGUCUUGAGCUAGCAUCUUCCAUAGUCACAGACACAUCUACUCAUUUUAUUGCGAUGCCUAUCAGAAGCAUUACAAGGGAAUUUAUUGGCAAGCCAAUAAGAUGCAAAGCUGCAAUAUGCAAAAAAUCAGGUGAACCUCUUGUUAUUGAGGAAGUUGAAUUAGACCCACCAAAAUCAUGGGAGGUUCGGAUCAAAAUUUUAUGCACUUCUCUCUGCCACUCUGAUGUGACCUUUUGGAAAAUGGAUUCUUCAGCACCUGCUGCUAAAUUUCCAAUAAUUUUGGGACACGAAGCUGUGGGAGUUGUGGAGAGUGUGGGGGAGCAUGUUGAAGAAGUGAAAGAGGGGGAUUUAGUGGUGCCAGUGUUCCUAGCAAACUGUGGGGAAUGCAGAGAUUGCGAGAGCAGAAAAAGCAACAUGUGCUCCAAGUUUGGAAGUGGAGCCAUCCGUGACAUGCCCAGAGAUGGAACCAGCAGGUUUAGGGACAUGAAUGGAAAAGUGGUGCACCAUUUAUUGGGUGUUAGUAGCUUUUCUCAGUAUACCGUAGUUGAUGUAACUCAUGUGGUUAAAAUUCACCAUCAUUUUCCUCUUCAUAUGGCUUGUCUGCUCAGUUGUGGAGUUUCUACAGGGGUGGGGGCAGCAUGGAAGGUGGCUGACGUAGAGAAAGGAUCCACGGUGGCUAUUUUUGGGCUUGGUGCUGUAGGCCUAGCUGUUGCUGUAGCAGCAAAGCAACGGGGAGCUUCAAAGAUUAUAGGCGUGGAUCUAAAUCAGGACAAAUUUGAAAUAGGAAAACAAUUUGGAGUAACUGAUUUUGUGAAUCCCUCCAGUUGCAACGACAAGUCUGUGAGCGAGGUGAUUAAGGAUAUGACAGAUGGAGGAGCUGAUUAUUGCUUUGAGUGCAUAGGAUUGGCAUCACUAAUGGCAGAGGCUUUUAAUAGCAGCAGAGAAGGUUGGGGAAAGACAGUGAUAAUAGGGGUGGAAAUGCAUGGGUCACCACUCAGUGUAAGUUCUUAUAGCAUCCUAAAAGGCAGAACUAUCACCGGAUCACUAUUUGGAGGCUUCAAACCCAAAACUGAUAUUCCCUUACUCGCGAACAAGUACUUAGACAAAGAGCUUAACUUGGACGGGUUCGUAUCACAAGAGGUAGAUUUUAAAGACAUUAAUAAAGCUUUUGACUAUCUUCUUCAAGGAAAUACCAUCCGUUGCAUUAUAAGAAUGGAUCAUUAGCUAACUUCACAACUUUUAUUUGUAACCUCAAAACUCUCCAAUAUAUAAUAUAUGAUGGAUAAACAACUUCUUAAAUAAAUUGGUUAAUAAUGUAAUGCUUCGUUUGGAAAUCAUUUCAUUAAUGAAUCA
This is a messenger RNA of Cicer arietinum (chickpea), 1407 nucleotides long. RefSeq names its product alcohol dehydrogenase-like 2. Gene Ontology annotation, biological process: formaldehyde catabolic process. Gene Ontology annotation, cellular component: cytosol. Lineage: Eukaryota; Viridiplantae; Streptophyta; Magnoliopsida; Fabales; Fabaceae. The record is from RefSeq and is a predicted model, not a curated record. Gene Ontology annotation, molecular function: S-(hydroxymethyl)glutathione dehydrogenase [NAD(P)+] activity; zinc ion binding; alcohol dehydrogenase (NAD+) activity.